Molecule: messenger RNA, 618 nt
Organism: Exophiala spinifera
Lineage: Eukaryota; Fungi; Ascomycota; Eurotiomycetes; Chaetothyriales; Herpotrichiellaceae
Exons: 2
Coding region: 1-618 (205 amino acids)
Biological process (GO): cellular response to oxidative stress
Source: RefSeq, a predicted model, not a curated record
AUGUCAUCCGCAUCCACCUUCCUCGACGCCGUCAAGGCCCGACGCACCAUCUACCAGCUCUCGUCUGAAUCGACCAUCCCGGACUCGCGCAUCAAGGAGAUCGUCGAGCAAGCCGUGCUCCACGUCCCGUCCAGCUUCAACUCGCAGUCGACGCGCGUCGUCGUGCUCCUGGGCCCCGAGCACAAGAAGCUGUGGGCCGACAUUGUCAAGCCGGCCGUCAAGGCCGUCGCGCCCGCCGAAGCCUGGCCCGCGUCCGAGCAGAGACUCAGCGGCUUCGAGGCCGGAUACGGCACCGUGCUGUUCUACGAGGAACCCAAGGUCGUCGCCGGCUUGCAGGAGAAGUUGCCCCUGUACGCCGACAAGUUCCCACAAUGGAGUGAACAUACCAAUGCCAUUCAUCAAUUUGCCAUCUGGACCGCUUUGGAACAAGAGGGUCUCGGAGCAAACUUGCAACACUACAACCCUCUGAUCGACGAAAAGAUCGCCGCCACCUGGAAUGUCCCUCAGACCUGGAGCCUCAAGGCCCAAUUGGUCUUUGGCAAGCCCGUUGGCGGUCCCUUGGACAAGGCAUAUGGUCCUCUCGAGGAACGUGUCUUUAUCCACGGUGCCAAGAACUAA